This is a messenger RNA of Callorhinus ursinus (northern fur seal), 3319 nucleotides long. It is a transcript of the gene UTP15, whose product is annotated as UTP15 small subunit processome component. Gene Ontology annotation, biological process: rRNA processing; positive regulation of transcription by RNA polymerase I. Lineage: Eukaryota; Metazoa; Chordata; Mammalia; Carnivora; Otariidae. Gene Ontology annotation, molecular function: protein binding. Gene Ontology annotation, cellular component: nucleolus. The record is from RefSeq and is a predicted model, not a curated record.
UCUUCAUGUCUUGCGACCUGGCGGCUCCGUGGAAGGUGAGCGUGAUCUUCCGCAAGUGAGCCUAAAGAGUCUGGGGAGGGGACGGAAUCCAAGAAAUUCUCCUUGGACGCAGAGUGUCCCGCCGGGCAGGUGAGGCGACAUAAAGCAGAGUCACUAUAAUUAUUUCUAACGUCAAUUUCAAACUACUUACCCUUGGAUAACAGUCCAAUUAUAUGAAAUUAUGGCUGGUUAUAAGCCUGCAGCUAUUCAGACAUAUCCUGUACUUGGUGAAAAAAUCACCCAAGACACACUGUACUGGAACAACUAUAAGACCCCUGUUCAAAUCAAGGAGUUCGGUGCAGUGUCAAAAGUAGAUUUUUCUCCACAGCCUCCGUAUAAUUAUGCUGUCACAGCUUCCUCAAGGAUUCACAUUUAUGGCCGGUACUCUCAAGAACCUAUAAAAACCUUUUCCCGAUUUAAAGACACGGCAUACUGUGCUACUUUUCGUCAGGAUGGUAGACUGCUUGUGGCUGGCAGUGAAGAUGGUGGAGUUCAGCUUUUCGAUAUAAGUGGGAGAGCACCCCUCAGGCAGUUUGAAGGUCAUACUAAAGCAGUUCAUACGGUCGAUUUUACAGCAGACAAAUACCAUGUGGUCUCCGGGGCUGAUGAUUAUACAGUUAAAUUGUGGGAUAUUCCAAACUCCAAAGAAAUUCUGACAUUCAAAGAACAUUCUGAUUAUGUGAGGUGUGGAUGUGCUAGCAAACUGAACCCAGAUCUGUUUGUAACAGGGUCCUAUGAUCAUACUGUGAAGAUGUUUGAUACACGAACAAACAAGAGUGUGAUCUCUGUUGAGCAUGGGCAGCCAGUGGAAGGUGUCCUGCUUUUUCCCUCUGGAGGUCUUCUGGCAUCAGCAGGAGGCCGUUACGUUAAAAUCUGGGACAUGCUGAAAGGAGGACAGUUGCUAGUGUCUUUGAAAAAUCAUCAUAAAACUGUGACGUGUUUAUAUCUGAGCAGCUCUGGACAGAGGUUACUUUCUGGGUCACUGGAUAGGAAGGUGAAAGUAUAUAGCACGACUUCCUAUAAAGUAGUCCACAGUUUUGAUUAUGCAGCUUCAAUUUUGAGUCUUGCACUUGCACAUGAAGAUGAGACAAUAGUUGUAGGAAUGACCAAUGGAAUACUGAGUGUUAAACAUCGGAAAUCUGAAGCCAAGAAGGAUUCUCUUCCAAGAAGAAGAAGGCCUGCAUAUCGAACUUUUAUUAAAGGAAAAAAUUACAUGAAGCAACGGGAUGACAUUUUGAUCAACAGGCCAUCAAAGAAACACCUAGAGUUAUAUGACAGGGAUCUGAAAAAUUUCCGGAUCUCUAAGGCACUUGAUAGAGUCCUUGAGCCCAGUUGUACAGUAAAGACACCUGAGAUUACAGUUUCCAUCAUAAAGGAGCUAAAUCGAAGAGGAGUCCUUGCAAAUGCCCUUGCAGGUCGGGAUGAAAAGGAAAUCAGUCGUGUUCUUAAUUUUUUGAUACGGAAUCUGUCUCAGCCAAGAUUUGCCCCUGUUUUGAUCAAUGCUGCUGAAAUAAUUAUUGAUAUAUAUCUUCCUGUGAUUGGUCAGUCACCUGUAGUUGAUAAAAAGUUUUUGUUACUCCAAGGACUUGUAGAAAAGGAGAUUGAUUACCAAAGAGAACUCCUAGAAACCUUGGGGAUGAUGGAUAUGCUUUUUGCUACCAUGACAAGGAAAGAAAGCACUUCGGUGUUGCAGCAUACAUCUGAUGGCUUUCUAGAGAACAAGAAGGUGGAAUCAUAGUGUCUGCUUAAUGAGACUUGUAAGAACAACUAACUUGAAAUAGAUUUGAGUCUAUUAACUAUUGGAAAGAGAAUCUCUCUGAUACAUUAAAAGCCAAAAAACUAUUCACAGAAGCAGUUUUAUGGAAGAGACUGGAAUAUCUAGAAUUGGAAAAUAAGUACCUGUUUUAAGACAUGGUUUUCCAUGUAAUAUUUUGAAUUAUUUCAUGGUAUCUUCAGCUAGAAGAUCUCAGUUGUCUUGGUCAUAGUGUCCACCUUGGACAAAGUGAUACUAAUUUUAAUACAGCAAAGUUCUUUAUCAACAUUUGGGUAGACAUUCAGAAUUCUGGAAUGGGUUUCAACUGGGAAUGCUGCCAAAGGGACAGGGCUUUAUUUUUUACUUUUCUCCUGGAGAAACAACAGCAGCAGCAGCAAAAGAAAUGGCAACAGCAAAUAAAUGUUCUCUUCACUCUGAUCACUGUGGGAUUUCCAGGCCCCUGCUGAUCUUGCCUCCCUCAUCUUGAUGUUAUCAUUUAUCCUAGGUCACGUGUUCUGCCUCUGCUGGUAAUGGGACUGCAUCUGCUCCAAAUAUGACAAAUCAGUUGCCAGCUUUGAACAGUUUAACUCUGAACUAGUUAGACAUGUAUUCAGAGAGUGUGAUGAGGCAGAUCUGAUACCUAAAAAUUGCGCUCUCCAUUCCAGAUUUUUUUUUCAUUCCUUUAGUCUUGACUGUUCUCAUCAGAACAAGGUCUACAGAUAGACCUUAUUGCACCACGUUGUUUUUCCUUCUCAAGAUGCAGUUUUUCUACCCAGUUUUCAACUUGCUUCAGGUCAGAGGAGUGAUAAAAUUUGCCAUUUUUCUCAUAAUAAAUAGCCUUUCAACCUUGUAUACAGAUGUUUGGAGCUUAUCUUAUAGCUCCCUACCCUUCUGAAAACCAUUUUCUGUAAUCUGUACUUAGAUUUUGUUUCUCUAAUCUCCACAAUCAUCUUGUGUUUUAGAACUGGAAGCUAGAGUAGCUUGUUUUGGAAAAUAGUUUUGGUUUUAUUUUUUUAAAGGACAAUGUAAGUCACAUUUUUUAUAAAGAUAUUCUUAUUUUCUUCUUGGCUUUCUGAGAUAUAUGAAUUCCUGAUGGAUAAUCACUGGCUAGUGUUAGGUCACUGAUUUCACAUUUGCUACCUCUCCCACCUUCUCCCAAUUCCUACUCCACCUCAAGUAGUUGAUUUUCUGUAAGCAAACAUUCCUUGUGUUAGAAGAACCCUUAGUUAAAGGAAGAUUCUGUAAUGAGAAUCUCCUCUUAAAAUUUAGUUCUGUGAAUUCAGAUUUUUCUUAAGGCAGAAAAAAAUAUUUCUGUGGUCUGGAAAGGGCAUGUGCUCAAAAAUAGGGCCUAGUUUCCCUUUCGUGAAUUGAUUUAUGCAAUCCUAACAGCACAGUGGCUUAUAAGGAACCAGGAGUUUGCUUCCCUGAGUAAUUAUGACAUUAGACAAGGUCAGAAACUGUCUUCAUGUUGGAAGUGUUAAUUUAUUUAAAUAAAUUUUGUAUUUAAAAACUUUUAAAAAUAUUUAA